Diaporthe citri is the source of this 360-nucleotide messenger RNA. RefSeq lists its product as uncharacterized. The transcript has 2 exons. The coding region runs from base 1 to 360 and encodes 119 amino acids. The record is from RefSeq and is a predicted model, not a curated record. Lineage: Eukaryota; Fungi; Ascomycota; Sordariomycetes; Diaporthales; Diaporthaceae.
AUGUAUUGGGCGCCAAGCCCCGGACGCGUCGAGCUGUGCUUCGGUGCCAGGACUCUUGGCGGCGGCAGGCCUGGGCGAUGCGUGAUGCAGAACGUCGAGCUCCUCGAGGACAGGGCGCUCUUCACGGCCUGCUGCACUGACUGCGCACGACUGGUCUCUCAAGGUAUACCUCCGCGGCACUGGAGGGAUGGCAUGAUGGCGACAAUGAUGGUCGGCUCAACCGGCCUUCGAUUCGCCAUUGUGUGGUAUGCAUCACACUUGAACGACGCUGCGCUCAACAGAUGUUCACUUUUGCUCAGCGCCAGCUCACCAAUGGUCUUCAACGGCAAGCGCCGGCCCUCGGCCAAGCUUUGCACCUGA